GGCGACCAUGGAACCCCUGAACUCUAUCAACACAGCCUUCGCACUGAAGCUGUACAGUGAAUUGAGCCAAGAGGACCCAACUGCCAACCUGUUCUUCUCACCCGUCAGUUUGUUGUCAGCGCUGGCCAUGGUCUUUCUGGGCACACGGGGCAGCACCGAGGCACAGAUGGCCAAGACUCUUCAUUUUGACAUGCUGAAAGAUAUACAUCCGAGAUUCCAGAGCCUGAACUUUAAAAUCAAUAAUCAUGGAGCUUCCCACUUCCUGAGGAUCGCCAACAGGCUAUAUGGAGAGAAGACGUACAAGUUCCUCCCCGAGUUCUUAGAUUCGACCAAAAAAUUGUAUGGAGCUAAGCUGGCCCGCGUGAACUUCCAGCAUGCAUCAGAAGAGGCCAGGAAGGUGAUCAAUGAGUGGGUCAAAGGACAGACGAAAGGGAAAAUCCCAGAAGUCUUGGCCAAAGGGAUGGUGGACAGCAUGACCAAACUGGUGCUGGUGAAUGCCGUCUACUUCAAAGGGAAGUGGAAGGAGGAAUUUUCCAAACAAGUCACACAGGAAGCUACGUUCAGGCUGAAUAAGAAAGACACUAAGAAGGUGAUGAUGAUGUAUCAGAAGAACAAAUUCCCCUUGGGCUACAUCAAGGACCUCAAGUGCAAAGUGCUGGAGCUUCCAUACCAGGGCGACGAGAUUAGCAUGGUCAUCCUGCUGCCCAAUGACAUUGAGGAUGGAACCACUGGCCUCCAGAAGAUUGAAAAGCAGUUGAAUUUGGAGACCCUGAACAAUUUGACGAACCCUAAAGAAAUGUCUGUUAAGAUGAUGGAAGUCUAUCUGCCCAGGUUCAAGCUGGAGGAGAAUUACAUCCUCAAUUCCCACCUCACCCACAUGGGCCUGACCCAGCUCUUUGAUCAGAGUGAGGCUGAUUUGUCUGGCAUGUCAGGGGACAGAGAUCUUUUUAUUUCCAAAGUUAUGCAUAAGUCCUUUGUGGAAGUUAAUGAGGAAGGCACAGAAGCUGCUGCAGCAUCAAGCUCUGUUUUCAAACCCCGAACGGCAGUGAUACAAUUCAUGUGUGACCACCCCUUCCUCUUCUUCAUCCGUCACAAUCCCACCAAAAUCAUCUUCUUUCUGGGCAGGUAUACUUCCCCAUAA
Molecule: messenger RNA, 1141 nt
Organism: Suncus etruscus (white-toothed pygmy shrew)
Lineage: Eukaryota; Metazoa; Chordata; Mammalia; Eulipotyphla; Soricidae
Product: leukocyte elastase inhibitor A-like
Exons: 6
Coding region: 8-1141 (377 amino acids)
Biological process (GO): negative regulation of endopeptidase activity
Molecular function (GO): serine-type endopeptidase inhibitor activity
Source: RefSeq, a predicted model, not a curated record